AUGCCCCGGAUCCAUGACAACCAGGACCCGGUCGAAUUAUUCAAUCAACAUUUGAAGGAUGGAACUCUUACAAAACCAAUGGCUCACGCGUGCCUGAAGGCAGCAUCCAGGCGAGAACGUUAUGAUGCAGGUAUGGGAGAAGCCACAAUCAAGUGGAUGUGGAACGACCACGACAGUUACGAGUUUCCAAAAGAUACCAGCCUUCUAGAUCAGAUGAUCAGACAUCUCGUGAGGGAGAACAAGGAGGAGCUGGUGUGGAAGUGGAUCGAACAANAAAGCCGAAAGUCUAGCACUCUGGGACCCAACGAUCGAUUUGUCUGGAGAGCUGACGCUGUGAGAGCACUCGUUGGCACGAAUGCAUUCGUCUCGGACCACGAUAGUCUUGACGGAGCUUUGGAAUCAUUCUUGCGAGCAAAGUCCAGCAAAUAUUCCAUCCCACUCGCUCCGGCCAGAAUGGAAUGCGCCAAAUUGCUUAUGCUGCCAGUGGAGAAGUCAGCCAUCUCUUGGGACGUCGAAAGCAAGCUCGAAACUCCUAGAUGGCCAAACACCAGUCCGAAGCUAUGGCAGGAAUUCCUCGACAGUAUUGAGACUAUACGGGAUGUCAGUGAGCCUUUAAAGGCACAGCUUCCGUUGUAUCACCCGCAGAAGGCAGACCCAGCUCCUUACCUCAAACACUCUCAACAUCUGGCAAAGAACCCCAAAUUCGUAGACCGUAUGGUCAAAAAACCGUCCAUCACUCCUUGGAUUGCACGGGGUAGGCAUGCCGAGGCUCUAUUGCGGUUGCAAGGGAACGAAAAGGACGCCGAUUGGUUAAAGGGAUUCCUUCAAGAGUUGUAUAAGAAAUCAGAACCGAUUAGAAGGAAGGAGGAAGAGAGAAGUAUCUCGAGGCGCGAGAGAAAUGGCUUGACAGGGUAG
Aureobasidium musti is the source of this 915-nucleotide messenger RNA. The record is from the annotation of a GenBank genome assembly. NCBI's taxonomy places the organism in Eukaryota, Fungi, Ascomycota, Dothideomycetes, Dothideales, Saccotheciaceae.